Pseudonaja textilis is the source of this 1296-nucleotide messenger RNA. RefSeq lists its product as uncharacterized. The record is from RefSeq and is a predicted model, not a curated record. Gene Ontology annotation, cellular component: plasma membrane. Gene Ontology annotation, biological process: adenylate cyclase-activating G protein-coupled receptor signaling pathway. Gene Ontology annotation, molecular function: G protein-coupled receptor activity. NCBI's taxonomy places the organism in Eukaryota, Metazoa, Chordata, Lepidosauria, Squamata, Elapidae.
GCAACAGCAGCCGUCCCCAUGGCUGAGGAAAGCAAGUGGGGAUCGCCCCUGCCAGCCGACAAGAUCCUGGUCUUGGUGUGGAUCUACCUGGUGACCCUCUCCCUCAGCCUGCUGGGCAGUGCCUCCAUUCUGGCCGUGGUCGUCCGCCGAGGACAAUGCUGCUGUGACCAGCUCCGGCCUCUCGUCCUCCUCUCACUCGCGGACUUCCUGGGCGCUGCGGUGCUGAUCCCCACCAUGGCCGUCCACCUCCUUCCCACCCAGCAUUUUGGGGCGGCCCAUGGCUUCUGCCUGUAUGGGAGGAUGUUUGGCAUGAUGUUCUACGCCAUCUCUCUGCUGAUGGUGCUCGUCUACGCCUGGGAAGUGAACCGGGCGGUCAGAGGCUGGAGAGUGACUCAGGACAACAGCUCCUGCUGCCUCAGGUUCCAGCUGGCUCUGCCCUAUACCCUGGCCUGGUUGCUCCCUUGCCUGGUAGUUCUGGCUCUGAUGGUGCUACGCAGCAGCGGGCCCCUGAGUAGCGAGGCCCUCCUCCAGCCUUUGCCCCAGGCAGGCCAUGACUCCUCGGGGGCCCCCAACCUCUCCUGCUCCAGCUGCCUGAUUCUCAUUCACCUCUCCCAGAAUUCCUGCUCUAAGACCCCCAGGCAGCCAGGCCCCCUUCUCUCCCCCCAGCACCUGGGCAAGGAGAGCAGCAUCUUCUUCCUGGCCUUUGUGGUCGUGGUGGUGUCCGCUUGCGUGGUUCUCUACUGCAGGGUGAAGAGGUGGCCGUGUCGGGACUGCCACGGGCUGCGGAGCGAGGGGGGUCCGGCUGGCAGAAACCGUGUCUCCCGCAGCUUCCAGCUGGUCCUCGUGCUCUGCUGGAUGCCCGCAUGCCUCCUCGUGGUGCUGUCAUUCACCGGCCUGCAGCUCUCCACCCUUUUUCCUCUCUUGGUGGCCACGGCCCUGACAGCCCCCCUCCAGGGCUUCUUGCACAGCCUGGUCUACGGCUGGUUGCGGGGCAGCUUCCGCCAGGAGGUUGCAGGCGAGCGGCUCCCACUGUAUUGCUCGCCAGACCUGAAGGCCACCUUCGACGACUCCUUGGCUGCGUCCGGCUACCCCUGGAAGCCUUCAGCUGUGCACGAAUAAAACAUAGGGACCUCGGAGGUCUUCUAGUCCAACCCCCACUUGAGCAGGAGACCCUGAACCACGUCAGACAAAUGGCUGUCCUUUAACGUUCUGCCAAAUAAAAUGUGCAGGGGCUAUAGCCCACGGCCUCUCUUCGAUGGGGGUGGCGGGCAGCCCUCUUGUUUUGGAUCACCCCUA